This is a messenger RNA of Tarenaya hassleriana, 1047 nucleotides long. Its product is annotated as lipid phosphate phosphatase gamma, chloroplastic. The transcript has a single exon. Gene Ontology annotation, molecular function: dolichyldiphosphatase activity. The coding region runs from base 308 to 985 and encodes 225 amino acids. Gene Ontology annotation, biological process: protein N-linked glycosylation; lipid biosynthetic process. Gene Ontology annotation, cellular component: endoplasmic reticulum membrane; intracellular membrane-bounded organelle. The record is from RefSeq and is a predicted model, not a curated record. NCBI's taxonomy places the organism in Eukaryota, Viridiplantae, Streptophyta, Magnoliopsida, Brassicales, Cleomaceae.
AACAUUCUUUGGCAGCAAGUCACUCGAUCACAAUAAAUUCCCGAUCUCCACGUGGUUAGCCCACGUUGGUUGACUUUCAACUCAUGUAACAUGAGCGUGCCGCAUGGGAACAUAACCCUUUGACACGUCUCGUAAGACACACGAUCCCCCUCCUCCCGGACCCUCUCCAGUCCUCCGUUGGCUAUCUGUCUCCCUCUUUCUUGCAGUUUCUCGGCAAAUUUUCCCGAGAAACAAACAGGCCUAAACCAAAUCAAAGCUCUUCCGCCGUUAACCGUUUUUUUCUCGGAUAUCUCGUAUUCCUACACGCAUGCACUACUCUCAGCUCAAAGCCGUGACGUUCACGCACGUCCGGUACAAUCGCGGCGACCAGCUUGGCCACUUCCUCGCGUGGAUCUCGCUCCUCCCGGUCUUCACCGGCCUCGUCGGAUCCAUCUCGCACUUCCUGUUCCGUCGCGAGCUCCAGGGGAUGCUCUUCUUCCUGGGACUCCUGAUCUCGCAGCUCAUCAACGAGGUGAUAAAAAGGUCCGUACAACAGGCUCGUCCCGAGACCUGCGCGUUGCUCGAGGCCUGCGAUUCGCACGGAUGGCCGUCGAGCCACUCGCAGUACAUGUUCUUCUUCGCGACCUACUUCACGUUGAUGACCUGCAAGGGAAUAGGGUUUCGGUUCGGGCUGAGGAAUCGAUGGAUCGUGAAUCUCCUCAACUGGUCUCUCGCUGUCCUCACGAUGGUUUAUAGGGUUUACUUGGGCUACCACACGGUGGCUCAGGUUUUCGCCGGCGCGACGGUUGGGGCGAUGCUCGGUUCGACCUGGUUCUGGUUCGUGAAUUCGGCGGUGCAUCCGUAUUUUCCGGCGAUCGAGGAGAGUGCGAUCGGGAGGACGUUCUGUAUCAAGGAUACUUCCCAUAUCCCCGACGUGUUGAAGUUUGAAUACGACAAUGCGAGAGCAGCUAGGAAGAAGAUGGCUUCCAAUUCCAAAACCGAUUGAUCUGCGAAAUUGAAAGCUAAAUAAAACUAAUCAUUUAACUUCCAUAUAUCAUCAUCAUCACC